Messenger RNA from Armigeres subalbatus, 8951 nucleotides. Its product is annotated as neurobeachin-like protein 1. Gene Ontology annotation, molecular function: protein kinase binding. Gene Ontology annotation, biological process: intracellular protein localization. The record is from RefSeq and is a predicted model, not a curated record. The coding region runs from base 132 to 8480 and encodes 2782 amino acids. Lineage: Eukaryota; Metazoa; Arthropoda; Insecta; Diptera; Culicidae. The transcript has 21 exons. Gene Ontology annotation, cellular component: cytosol; membrane.
UAACAAAUACUGCAUCGGUGGAGCACUUCACAGCAGAAUUUUUUCGGUGGUGAAAAAUUGUGAAAAACAGUGAUUAAUUGUGGAAAAUGAACAUAUUUGUGAUUAUUGAUUGAAAAUUUGUACCGUUUAACAUGGAUUCCAAAAAGGAUAUCUACAAUUUGUGGAUCCAGUAUACGACAAAGAAUGAAGAAAACUACUUCCGGCAAUUCAUUCAAGGAUUCGUUAGCAUUUGGCAAAAUCAACUUCUGCUCGAUUUCAAAAAUGCCCCGCACUGGUCGUCUAUUGCACCUGAUUCCGGACCGCACCUGAAUCGGCUUCCAGAGGAGUUGCUUCCGGCAAUUGAGAAAUUCCUGAUCAUAGCUCGGGACAAGUUCGAAAAGGCUUCCAGUGAUGAUGAAACCGACAAUGAAACAAUAGGCGAGAUUCAGUUGCUAGUUCAAUGUCUGACGAUAAUAAGUCGUCACUUUGACAACAUCGGGACUAUCAUCAAGUCCAGCUACAUAUCAAGUUGUGUAGCCAUUUCAAACUCAAUUAUCGACAAGUUGAACGACUCAGCAUCCGUAAAUGCUGCUAACACUUUGUUCUUGGAAUGCUUCAGCCAGUUUCUGGAAGUGCUGUACGAUCCGUACUUCACGUGGCGCAAUUUUCUGCGAGGUGAAACGGCCGAUUAUGCAAAACUUGCAUACAAGAUUUCACCCAUGCACGCAGAAAUAGUGCCAUUUAUUUACGAUUGCUUCCAAACGAAGCGGAUUUCGCAGCAUCCCAAAAUAGGGGAACACUUGAUUCAUAUCCUAGGUGCGGUAAUAUCCGGAUCGCAGGUAGCAUUAAUUCAAGAACCGAAUCAAAACAUUAACUCUUACCAUCUAAACUAUCCCUCUGGUGAUGGAACUGCUAAUGUGGAUAACGGAUUACGUGCCAUAAGUCCAGCCACAGUUACCAUAAUCAUGGAUAUUCUCUCCAAAUGGGAAAGUGAUUCCAGCCUCCGCCAGCUUGUGCUACAAUGUUUCACAUUGAUGGCAAUCAUAUUGCAAAAAUCUAGUCCUGAACAGCGCCAAAUCGAUCUACUCACUAUUUUUCAACUGUAUCUGGGAGCCAUCCAUACGUUACUGGAGACGGAGCACUUUUUGCAGAAAACAUCCCCUGCCGAAAGCUUCGAAGUUUCGCCUAAUGGCGAUAAUUAUCUCGACGUCGGUGCGCUGAAUGCGAUCAUCGGGAUAAUAGAGAACUUCCUGCCGGGGCACGUCAACAAGCACGUGCUUUGCAAUGCUAUGUUCGAGGCAAAGUUCAUACCCAGUCUGGUGCAGAUUCCUGAACGAGUGAAGCUUUGGCACAUCGACCAUCAAACCUUGGGAUCCUCCUUGGUGCGAAACUUUCACAAGCUUUGCAGUAGUUCGGAGAAAAUUCACUACAAUCUGAUGCAUACCAACAACGUUAACAUUCUGUUCGAUGGGCUUAAACUAUUCGGUCGGCCGUCUCACGACUUGGUGUGCGACUGUUUGUACUUUGCCUUCGAGGGAGGAGAUUAUCACAGUUUGAACGCACGGAUUGUUACCAAAUUGGUGCAGUGGAUUCCUGCCAUGGCUGAGACCGAACAAAACUAUAUCAGCGAUGUACUGCUCAAGAAAUGUUCGGCAACCAUACAAAGUAAACAUGCCAUCUCGGAGCAGCGUAUGAUUAGGUGCAUCGUGGACAGCUGUCUAUCAGAUCAAAACAGACUUACGGCAAAGUGUACUGUAAACUUACUUAAACUGAUCGAAGAACUGGCAAAACACUCCAUACACCCGAUCGAGUUGAAAUGCCUUCUACGGCUGCUCAGGAUCGAAGUUAACUUUGAGUACCGGAAGCAACUGCUGGAAGUGAUUCUCAGAGUUUCACAGUACAGACUUUCGCUCGGGACAACCCCCGUCGAAUAUUUGGACAUACAAAACAAUACCAACGGGAUCACUAUCCCCGAAAUACGUAAAUGGGAUACCGGCCAUGGUUUUGUGUUCCACGCCUGGAUUCGGCUGGACAAGGACGUGGAACAUUUUAACGACGAGGCAGGAAUAAACCUGCAGAACUACCGGAGGCAUUUGUUUAGCUUGACGACCAACUUCGGUACGGGGUACGAGUUUUUCGUGCAGAAGAAUGGGAACUUUGUGGUCAGUGUCAUCACGAAGAAGGAAUUCUUCACGGCUACGGCACAGUCAACACAUUUGCUGGACGGCAGAUGGCACUCAAUCACGGUCAGUGUGGUUCCUCCGAAAAGAUUAUUUUCGUACCAUCAGAUCAACGUUUACAUCGACUCGGUGCAGAAGCUGGGAUCCACCAUGAAGUAUCCAGCGUUUGCGGAGGUAUUCUAUUAUUGUGCCAUUGGUGCCCCAUACAACAACGUUCGAAAGGUGUCGCACACGUCCCACACCUCAAACGCGGCUCGGAUGACAUCAUCGCCGGAAAGUACCCCUCCCCCAGUGGAAAAAGACGAAAAACCUAGAGGCGGCCUCUUCCCGAGCCUAAUGGAGCGCUCGUUUUUCCCGGGAAUUGUUUCACAGGUUCCCAAUUAUUUCACCCUUCCCGCCCGGCAGUCGCCUUCAUCAUUGGAUCCUAGCGUCAAAUCCUACCCAAUCGGAAUGCAAGAUCUGGUGUUUGGAGAAGCCAUUUGCUUGAAGGGGCAGAUUGGCAGUGUUCUACUGGCCGAUACGAGCAUAAGCCUGAAAAGCCUUUUUGAAGCUGGCCCCAGCAUUGCCAAUGUGCUCGCUACCGAUAUGAUCGAAUCGUUUGACAUGGCCUCUAAGUUUGUGUUUUGCUUUUCGCCGAGUGCUUGCUACGACGGACUGUGUUUAGAUCUCGCGCCAGGAAAUCAGUACAACGGCCACGUGGUUGCAAAUGUAUCCAGUAUACUGUCAAUGCAGAAUGCACUCAACGGAGUGGGAGGUAUGAUGACGUUGUUACCAAUUUUGGAUAAUGUUUGUAAGAUCCCAGCGUGCGACAUCCCAACAUCGGAUGAGCUACUUCCACUGACUCCGGUGGCAUCACCAACGAGGGAGGAUCACUUUGGUGAUUGGGAGAUGCUACAGCCAAAUUCUUUGACGGAGAACAAAAUCAUUCAGAAUCCCAUUGCAUGCUUCAUUUGCUUGAUUCGGAACUUUAUCCAUGGGAAUGAUUUGAAUAAGGAAUGCAUGUUGAAGAACGAAGGAAUUCCUCUAAUAAGCCAAUUGCUGCAGACAUGCAACGAGGCGUGGUUUGACGUGAACGUCUUGAUGGCAGUUCAACUAUUGAUCGAGUCCAUUCAAAACGAGAUUCCGUCAGCCAACAUGGAGCUUCUGCAUAUACUCUACAAAGAUUUGGUGUUCAAUUUUCGAAUAUGGUCGAGGGCCCCAUUCCAGAUUGUGAUUGGCCACAUCCAGUACAUCAGUGCAAUAAUUAAAGAUGAUAGAAAAUAUUUCCGGAAACAUUUUGGAACUCAAUUUCUGUUGGAUGUGAUUCAGGAGUACUUUGCUGGGAAUUGCAGUCUUCCGGCGCAGGAUGCCAAAAUGGUUCGUGAAUCGUUUCUUAGGAUUCUUCGUUACUAUCUACAGAAGGAGGUCAACAUCAAAGAGAUAUCCGCCUUACUGACAUUCUUAACCACGGUAAAGUCAGAACCCGUCGUUGUGGAGAUCAUCGAAAUGCUAACCCUGUUGAUAGAAGGAAAACAUGUCAAAGACCAAAUCUUCCUGCUCAUGUAUGAACCGCACAUGGCGGAGGCGCUAUACUCACUGUUCACGGAUCGGAACUUUGGCACUGAGGUCCACAGCCGAUUGCUGAAGUUUAUCGGUGGUAUGCUGAACACCAAACGAAUCUCCAGCAAACACAAAGCGGCGUUGCGUCUCUAUGAGAGUUCAAUCGAGUGUAACAGCUUGUAUCCGGGGUUGUUCUCGUUCAUGAUUCCCUUCGUUCUGGAACCGGAUGUUAUACUCGGUUUGUUAGAUAUGAACCUAUGUCUGGAUUCUGAAAUGGGCUACGCCGGAGCGUUGUGCUUAAUUUAUCACGCAAACUUGGCCAGUUUAUCGCUAAAACUGGAAAUUGCGCGACGACUUAUGACGAGUACCUUUACCAAGUCAAAGGCACCUCAAAUGAUAGCCAAACAAGUGGGGUGGCAAGAAUCAAUUGCACGGUUGCUGAUUAAGAAACCGGUGGAAAAUCGGUCCCUUUCGGAGACGGAAAAGGAAAAAGGACUCAUUUUGACCGAUAUUGAGGAGAUUGUAAAACAGGAAAGUGAGUCUUCAAACGGAACAGGCCAGAAUGAUCUGAUCGUGUUCGAUGACGAAACAAUGGAACUGAAAGCUCAGGAAACCACUAAGCAGUCAAACUCGUUUAUGACGGAAGCUGCUACGGUGUUAGAAAACGAAAUCAAAGAACUUGCCGAUAGUGUGCAGGAGGCAGUGGUUGACAAUAUUACAUCGUCGAUAACAUCGGUUUAUUCGGUUAUCCGGCAAAAAACUUCCGACAUUCAGGAUACGCUUGAAUCUCUCACAUUGAGUUUCGAGGAAGCUUCCGGAAGAAAGAAGAUUUCGUCUUCCUUGUCGAGUAGCAGUGACGAGAAUGCUUCGUUUGACGAAUCAUUGGCAGUGUCGUCCGUGAGAGACGACACACAGUCAACCCGGAGUGCUGAUGAUUUGGAUGGUGGUGUUAUCGGGGGGAUGGAAGAUCCUACGUUGAAGUGUUCGGAAGUAGAUGAUGAAGAAAAUUUAGUGUAUCUAGUGUCGAACAUAUUGUUCACUAUUUUGUGGCGUGGGGUAGAAAAUUCAAAUGAUUCGUGGAAAGAGCGUGGACAAGUGAUAGCGUGUAUCAAUUUGAUUGCAUUAAAUAACGAGUUGUAUUGCUCUCACUUGAGUUUGCGGUUGCGCAUUCUGGAAAUGGGAGUACAAGCGGCUUUGAUCGACUUAGGAGAGAAUGCUCAGCUGGUUGUUACACAUCAGCAGAAUGCAGCUCAAUUGCUUAGAUUGGCUUACGACCUGGUAGUGCUGGAUCCCAAUGAAGAUGAUUUGAAAAAGUGUUCAACAAAAUUAUUAGAUGGUGUGUUAUCCUUGUUGGACAUCCUCAUGGUGUUUCAACAGAGCAGUACGGACGAUUGGUCCGAGAUGUCGCAUGUGUGUUUAGGCUUGUUGUUGAAGUGUUCUCACAAUCCGAAUUCGGAUAUUGUGGCAAUGGCAACCGCCAAGCUUCAUGCUUUGUUGCAAAAUCGAGUGAAUCAAGAUCCCACGGAAAUCGGUUAUUUGCUCUAUAGUUUGAAUCUGGCCAUCAGCAGUGCAAUAGAAGUUGGUAAUUCCGAGCAAUAUUCGUUCUUGAUACCGGUGUUAAAAGCUUUGCUGGAAAAGUCGCGGAUGGUCAUAGGACUGACAACGAAUGCGCCGGAUCUGCCUUCAACGUCGUCGGGGCCGAUUUUCUUCCAAAACUUCCAAAUGUACUGUACGAGCAAGCAGUGGACCACUUUUAUCGAUAAAAAGAUCAAGCCACUGUACAGUGCCUACCAGAAAGACUUAUCCAACUCACUGUGGGAGCCGCUGAACACAUUUUGGGCCGAGUGUUAUGAGUCGUGUAAAUUUUCGUCGCAGCGUCGUGCCAAGCUGCAGAUGGAAAGCCGUCGGAAGUUCCAGGAAAAAAUAUUGAUCCCCUGUCGGAUACGGCAGUCGGAGGAACUGGCACGAAUCACGGUGCAGCAGACUCAGCGGAAGGCGAAAGAUGCGCACAUUGACCGUAGGUGGCACAUACUGAAGCGCUUCUUGUACGGGCCGAAGGGCGCGUGGGCCAAACUACCCUCUGAUGAAGAUUACUGGCGUUUGUCUCACCAUGAGAACAGCGUCCGCAUGCGACUCAAGUUGGAGCCCGAUCUGUACCACGAUUCCCAUACCGCUGCUUCCAAUAUGCGCGACAAUACGACCAGCACCUCCCAGAGUCAACGUCUGUCCGCAGAAUUGAGUUCAUCGAUUGCUUCCGCCGCUCUCGGCGAUGAAGGUGUCGAUGAGGACAUUCUUCUUCUCGAGGAAGAAAUGCGCAACAAUGUGGAACCCCAAGUCCCCGAAACAUCCGGAAAGGAGAAAAUAGUCAUAUCGCAAGAAUGUGAGUUAAUAACCCUAAUGACUAGGGUCAAAGGAAGGCUCGAUCUGACCACCAGCCAGAUAGUGUUUUCCGAAAUUAGUGCCAUACGUGAAGACGGUCAACGUCAUGAUUUCAAAUUUCCAAUCAGUCAAUUAAAAGAGCUUCACCUGCGGAAGUUCAACCUUCGCCGAAGUGCUUUGGAAAUGUUUCUGAUAGAUCAAACAAGUUAUUUUCUCAAUUUUACCACCAAAACGCGAAACAAAAUAUUUACUAAAAUUCUCAGUCUGCAACCUCCAAGCAUACUGUAUGGGUCGGGCCGAUCUCCAGCGGAGCUGCUCCGAUCGUCAGGGUUGACCCAAAAGUGGGUGAAUAAAGAAAUAUCAAAUUUUGAGUAUCUGAUGCACCUCAAUACAAUCGCAGGUCGUUCCUAUAAUGAUCUGAGUCAGUAUCCGGUAUUUCCCUGGAUUUUGGCGGACUAUACAAGCGACAUUUUGGAUCUUAAUGAUCCAAAGUCGUUUAGGGAUCUGAGCAAACCGAUUGGCGUGGUCAAUCCGAAAAAUGAGAUUGAAGUUAGGAAUAAAUAUGAGAGCUUUGAAGAUCCUUCCGGGAUGAUACCAAAGUUCCAUUACGGUACUCAUUACUCGAACUCCGCGGGAGUUCUGCACUACCUCCUCAGGGUGGAACCAUUCACAUCCUUACACAUAGAACUGCAAAGUGGUCGAUUUGAUGUCGCUGAUAGACAGUUCCACUCCAUCCCGCAAACCUGGAAGCUGUUGAUGGACAAUCCUAACGACGUCAAGGAAUUAAUUCCUGAGUUUUUCUACUUCCCGGAGUUCUUGAAGAACAUGAAUCAAUUCGACCUAGGAAUACUGCAACAAACAAAAGAACGAGUGAAUGACGUUGUGCUACCUCCAUGGGCAAAAUCUGCGGAAGAUUUCAUUGCGAUCCAUCGGCGAGCGUUGGAAUCUGAGUACGUAUCGCAAAAUCUUCACCACUGGAUCGACCUAAUAUUUGGGUGCAAACAGAAGGGGCCUAAAGCUGUCGAAGCGUUGAAUGUGUUCUAUUACUGCUCGUACGAGGGAGCAGUUGACCUCGAUAAAAUUUCCAAUUCCGUUGAACGAGAAGCAGUGGAAGGCAUGAUUAACAAUUUCGGUCAAACUCCGUCGCAACUACUAAGAGAACAUCACCCCAAACGACUUUCCCAGGACGAAUUGACAUUGAAGCUGUUGAAACUGGAACUCAAGAAACCCGACCUGACGCUGAUCCUCGAUCGAGUCAAUUCUAUUAAUUGUGAGCUAUCCACAGACAAAGAUCCAGUCAUCUAUCUCAGCACGCCGCGUAGUCCUCCUCGCUCAUUUUUGCAAACCAGCCCGGACAUGUUGAUUUCUGUUACGAAAAAUGGUAUCCUCGGCUGCCACAGCUGGAUGUCAUUCGACAAAGAGAAAGGAUUUUUGCUUGAAAUCGAUGCCACCACAUCCAAUCUGAAAAACCGCAAGAAACUAAUCGGCCCAUUCCAUCCUUCGAUAAAUUUGAAUUCGAAUCUAUUCGCUGUUAGCGUCGAUGGCAAAUAUUUGUAUGCCGGUGGCAUCUGGGACAAUUCAGUUCGUAUGUUCAAUAUGGCACGGGGAAAAGUAGUCGCAUCGGCGAUCCAUCAUUUCGAUGUAGUAACAUGUGUAGCAUUGGACAGUUGCGGUUCAUAUCUGGUGACCGGUUCCAAGGACUGCACCUGUAUCAUAUGGUCGAUCAGCAAUGGCAACGCAAGUGGCGCCUCCGGUGCGUCAAAUCUUCAACCAAACACGGCGGCAUUGAAUCAAAAUCUGGCAGGAAACGUCGUGGGAAGUGCCAACGUAGUUCAUCUGACCAAUAACCUCACGCCCAAACCGAUGCAUACGCUGUAUGGCCAUGAUGGGCCUGUUUCGUGUGUUUCCAUAAUGACGGAACUGGAUAUCGUCGCAUCGGGAUCGUUGGACGGUACAGUAAACGUGUAUACGGUAAAAGAAGGUCAAUUUGUAAGGACAAUAAACCCUGUAGGCUGUACGGGUUCAAACAUACAGAUUUCGUUUAUCACUCUUUCCUAUCAAGGCCACAUCGCAUUCUCCGCACUGGAUGACACCUCUCACUCAGUCCAUGUUUUCAGUAUUAAUGGUAUUAAUUUAGGUUCCAAGUACGUUUCCGGCAGGGUCACCGGUUUGACCACUGCGUCCGAUUAUCUAGUCGUAUCCGAUGAUGCUGGCGACCUCACGAUGAGUCGGUUAUAUGGAUUGAAGCCCAUAUUUGACAUUCCGUUGCAUAUUCCUACGCAAACAAUUGUGGCUACCGGCGGCAAUACGCACCUCCUGGCACCACUUCGUGACGGCAGCCUGGCUGUGAUUGGUAUCAUGCAACCGAUUGCUUACAAGAAGCAUGCUGUUUUAAACGUCUAGAUCGGUUUCAAUAUGUGUAGAACUAGUGCAAAUCAAUUAUUUAUUUACCCAGUAUUUAUUUUUAGUAGGCCUUUUUACUAAACUUUUUUACCAUUUGAGAACGAAAUAGUUUCUACCAUUAAUUUGACUAGAAUUUUGUAUUUGUUGUGAAGUAAAUAUCAGGAUUUCGAGACUACUUUAUACGAGUUAAAAUCCAAAAAUACAACUUAAAUUAGUAUAUAGACGUUCGCUUGAUCACCGCAUCAGGUUGAUUAUUUUGACAAAUAAGAACAAUAAUAGGCAAAACGUAAAACAAUUAGAUACCUACAUCGGCGAAGACAAAGCUUUACGUAUUGUUUACAUGAGGUAGAAAGGGCUGCAUAUAGUUUAGUUUUAGAUAAAAUGUUACUUGAAAAUGCAUGUUGUUAUUUUAUGGACGUAUAAUGUAGAAAACGUAUAUUAUAAUCAAAAUAAAAAAACAGUUGUAAACUA